CCUCAACUGUGAUAUACUAACAUCAUGCUGUUGUGGAUAUAUAUCGUUUUACUGGAACUACCUUUCCUUUAUGCAUCGACAAUUUUGCCAGAAAAAGAUGACACCAAUCAUAUUCUGACAGUUGCAGAGCAAUUUGAAAGUUUGCAGCAGGAAUUACGGACAAUGAAACAGAAGCUAGAUACAACUAUUAAAGAUAACAUUUUACUUAAAGAGAGAGUUGAUGUUCUUUCAAAAGAUAAUUCAGAGAUAAUGCAGGUCGUUUUAGAGACAAACGCUCAUUUAACGGAAAGGUUUGACGCAGUAUCUGAAGAAACCCAAACUAUAAAGAACAUUCUUAACACCUUGUUGGAAGAGAGAGAUUGCGAUGUUCACAUACCGAACAACAACGAACAAAACGAAAAUGAAAUGGGGCGGUCUACUUCUGUAAGUGAUCAGAUUUUGUUACGUGACGACGAGAAAAACAUUCAUAUAAAGACCCACGGUGACAAAAAGUUGUCGACCAAAUUCAAGAAUGAGAAAAGACUACUUCAGAACAGUUUCACAACAGAGUUACCUGCAAUAUCUAGGGUUGCUUUCUCUGCACAAUUAACCGGAGGAAAUGUCCAACUUGGUCAGCAUCAAACUGUUGGAUACAAUACAGUACUCACAAAUAUUGGAAGCGCUUAUGAUUCUAGACAUAACCAUUUUAUCGUUCCAGCAAAGGGUGUCUAUUUGUUAUCGUUCACUGGAUUGAACGUAUCAGGCGACAGUAUUUACCUAGAAAUGGUAAAAAAUGGAAACCAGAUCGCACUUGUAUAUUGCAGUCCUACAACAAAUAAUAUGGGCAGCCAGAUGAUAGUAGAAGUCCUAGAGAAAGGUGAUGUAGUGUGGGUUAGGCAUCAUGCAUCCGGCGGACCUGCUCAGGUUGAUGGAAUCAAUGCAUAUAACACCUUCUCAGGGGUACUAUUGUUUGCAAUUUAA
This is a messenger RNA of Mytilus trossulus (common blue mussel), 960 nucleotides long. RefSeq lists its product as uncharacterized. The transcript is spliced from 3 exons. NCBI's taxonomy places the organism in Eukaryota, Metazoa, Mollusca, Bivalvia, Mytilida, Mytilidae. Gene Ontology annotation, molecular function: protein binding. The coding region runs from base 25 to 960 and encodes 311 amino acids. The record is from RefSeq and is a predicted model, not a curated record.